Amphibalanus amphitrite is the source of this 3488-nucleotide messenger RNA. Its product is annotated as probable sphingolipid transporter spinster homolog 1. Gene Ontology annotation, molecular function: transmembrane transporter activity. Gene Ontology annotation, cellular component: membrane. The record is from RefSeq and is a predicted model, not a curated record. NCBI's taxonomy places the organism in Eukaryota, Metazoa, Arthropoda, Thecostraca, Balanomorpha, Balanidae. Gene Ontology annotation, biological process: transmembrane transport. The transcript is spliced from 12 exons. The coding region runs from base 378 to 1859 and encodes 493 amino acids.
AGUCGUCGGUACACGAUAUUAGAGUCACGGUAGGAUUCUGAGGACAGGGCUGCAGUUGGAACCUAACCCAUGGUCAAUACAGUGGCAGACACUGUGACACGACAUUGCAUAAUACAUAGUAGACCCGGCGGCGCUGGCAGUGGUGGUGCCUCCACCUACCGAGCGCCGGCCGAACUGUGGCCAGUGACUGUGCGUUCCCGCCGCUCCGGGCCGGUCGGCUGAUCCGCCGGUCAGAGGUCGGCGGCGGCGCGCGCUCUGCCGGCAGACAGGUCGCGGUGUCGAGCGUGCCGGGAGGGAGGUCCCGGUCGGACUGAAGGGAGGCGGCUGAAUCAGCGGUCCGUGACCUCUGUCGCCCUCGGUGUGACCCGUGCGGCGCCAUGUGGGGUCGGUCCCGGCCGGGCGCCUGGUACCGCUGGUACCACCUGGCGCUCAUGACGGCCACCUACAUCACCGGCGAGCUCUCCCACUUCUUGGUCGGCAUCGUCAGCCGCCAGAUGGCGCAGGAGCUCCACUACGGCGACAUCGGCUGCGUGGAGCGCGAGAACGCGACAGACGCUGGCGCCGACUGCUACACCUUUACCGACAAUACCAGCUGCACGGCAGUGGACGCCUGCGAGUGGACCUACACGGGUCUGGGCAUCCAGUACCAGGUGCUGGCCGGGCCGGCCUUCAUAGGAGCCUUCACUCUCGCCGGCCUGGUGUUCGGCAGUCUGGCUGAUUCGUACAACAGACAGCGUCUGCUGACGUUCAGCACCGCCCUGCUGACCGUCUCCACCUUCCUGAUGGGGUUCGCCGCCGAGUACUGGCACCUGGUGCUCUUCAGAAUGUGCACCGCAGCCGGGGAGGCGGGUUUCGCGCCACUAAGCUCCGGCAUGAUAUCGGACCAGUUUCCGCCGCAGCUGCGCGGCAUGGCUAUGUCCAUCUUCACCUGGGGCAUCUACUUCGGCUACGGCAUCUCCUACGCCAUCGGCAACUACGUCUCGGCGGCCGACAUCAUGGGACAGAGCUGGCGAUGGGCGUAUUACGUGGCGGCCAUUCCCGGAGCCGUCCUGUGCUGCCUCCACCUGACGGCGCACGACCCGCGGACCAGACAGGCGGUGCUCAGCGACGGAGAACACGACCUCUACCGGAUAAAGACCUCGGAGUCAGAGGCGGCACCGGUCGCCGCCGCGGAGGCCGCCGAGGGCGCUGGGUCGCGCGCCGGCUGGUGGAGCCGGUUCGUGGUGGACAAGCUGCGGGUGUUCCUGCAGCCGAGCAUCCUGCUGUUGCUGCUCGGCGCCUCAAUGCGACACACCGCCGGGUUCUGCUGGUCGACAAACACUCAGCUGUACUUCCAGACCUACUACCCGACGGCCGACCUGGGUCUGUGGCUCUCCUGGGUCAGCAUCGUCGGCGGCUCCAUCGGUGUCACCGUAGGCGGUGUGGUCAGUGACCGGCUGGUGAAGCGGAUCGGACUCCGGGCCAGGAUCUGGGUACUCUCGGCCAGUCAGCUGGUGGCCACGCCGUUCGCGGUGGGCGUGCUGUACUUUCCGCCGCAGUGGUGCUUCGUCAGCCUCCUCACUGCCUAUCUGUUCGCCGAGAUGUGGUUCGGAGUGGUACUCGCCAUCGUCGUCGAGCUGGUCGAGCCCGACGUCAAGUCCUCCACGGUCGCCAUCUUCCUCUUCAUCAUCAACAACGUGGGCGGCAACAUGCCGCUGGCGGUGGACGGGCUCAGCGACGUCAUCGGCUACCGGGACGCCCUCUACGUGCUCUACCCGGGCAUGUACUUCGCCAGUUCGGUGGUGUUUCUUCUGACGGCGUUCGCGCUCCGCCGGGACGGCCAGCCGCCCGCCGCCGCUCAGGAGCUGGCAGAAUCAUAACCGACUCUCAGGUGCCGUCCUUUUGAAUCAAUUAAGGCUUUACUCGCAGAGUUUCUGCUCAGCUCUCAGCCUGAGUUCACAGUGUGUCUGAGCUCUCAAACUACAAACCCCAACUCCCGGAUAGCUCAGGAAACUGAGAGCCCUCUGAGAGCUCAGACGUCAGCUGUUAGUCGUUACUGUAAAUGCUCACACUCAGUUCGCCAGUUAUCGUGAUCUGCUCAUUUCGCCCAGUUCGCAAUACUGAGUUCUUUAGUGAGCUGCUGGCGACUGGUUGCACUUUGGCCUGAGUUUCGAGUGCUGAACAGGACUUACAUGCUCUCUUACAUGGAAGCAGAAGCCAGAAGUCGUCCCUGCCACGAGCGAUGGAUCGUAUUACAUGCGUAGCUGAUUAUAUAUGGAAACUGUGUCGUAGGGACGAUUUUGUAUUUGUUCAUGUUGUCACAGAUAUGGACUGGUCGUUUGGGCCGACGCCUGCUGUUUCCAAUAUAUAGGUACAGGGUGUCCAGAAAAAAGAUACUACGGAAAUUAAGUCGCAUUCAUUAACGCACGUGCCGAUUUUGUUCCAAAUUCAUGUGCUUAUAGUGCAAGAUUUGGCAAAACUCAUGAGCACUGUAAUGCGUCGUUGCAAAGUUGUCUGCUUGCCCUCCGAGAUGGUCAACAUGACCAUCAGUCACCUGCAGACUGUGCUAGUGCUUGAGCUGAUCCGCCGUAAGGCCGCUCACAUUGAGUGUCUGCUUUGAGGAGCUGCCGCAACUAACCCAAGGCCAUCUAUAGAAGGUACAGUCACUCCCCCACCGACCAAUCAGAGACAGAUCCUGAGUGACGUCACCCCUGAUGCUCGAAAGGGGUACUCCAUUCCUUUACAACGUAAAAAUGACUAACUUCAUUUGAAGAUUGCUGGUGACACUCUACACACAUCGCUCAACCAUUGAUGGCAUUUGAAAGUCCAACUAAUUUUCUAGCGAUAAAAAAGAGCAGCAAUAUGCUAAGAAAUGGCCGGUUUUGAAGAUGUAGACGAUUUAAAAACCCUCUGCAGUUGCAGGAAAGCAACGUAAAAACGCAUCGAGCUUAUAUUUUUACUAUGAAUAAAUCAUUUUUCAGUAAGUUUUUAGAUAUGGUAUCGAUUUAUUCAACAACUUUAUUACAAUAUUUUUAUUACUUGGAACUUUAUUUCAAUAUAAUAUUUUCAAAAAUGGCAACUGUUGGUAAGUAGCUUUGAAGCGAUUGUGGCGCGCCGCGCCAUUAUUGUCCUGAGGCCCCCAUAUGAUGUCAUCAAAAGUGGAGUGACAUGGGCCUGAACUAACCAAAGAGUUUACAUGCCAUGUGGCACCUGCUGUCUGUUUUGCCAUAUUUUGGCGAAUACAAGCAUGUGCCAUUUUAAAAUGUAAGGUGUUUAUUUUCGGAAUUACAGCAAAAAAUUAUAGUAUCCGUUUUUUCUGGACACCCUGUAGGCAUUUUAGAUAUUUUGUGUUGUUACUCGUCAAUAUAUUCAAAUAGUAUGGUGCAAAAUAUUAUCCUUGGUGAGGAAUGUCAGCAAGUAAGCACAGUAAAAUGCCUUGUAUUUUAAACUUGCUAUUCUGAUAAAGAGCUGUGCUCGAAUUUAUCAAUAAACAAGUGUUUUUGCUUUAA